AUGACACCAAAGAGCAAGACGACGGGCCGGACCGCCGCGUUGGCACGCUCGUUGGAGAAUCCGCGGCUCUUUUGGGGGUUCGCGUUGAUAGGCCUUUCAAACACAAUCCUCCCGUCAAUCAUCCACGCAGCCAACUACCUCAUCAUCCCCUACCCCCGACAUGUCGUUCUUCUCAUCGAGCUGCUGCCGGCGCUCCUGACCAAGCUGUCGCUGCCGUUCGUCGUCCACCGCGCCCCAUGCCGCAUCCGACCCCUCGUCGUCGCGGCGUGCUGGCUCCUCGCCAAGCGCAUCGCCGACGACACUCCGCCCAACGUCAUGCCCCCCGUGCGCAUAUUCACGACGGUCCUCGCCUCCGUCGCUUCGGCUACGACGGAGGUCUUUUGUCUCGGGAUGGUCGGGCGCGCCGGCGCGCCGGCGCUAGUCGGGUGGGGCUUCGGCACCGGCGCGGGACUGCUCCAGAACGCCGUGUGGCCGUUUCUGCUGACAUACGGCGCGGGGAAGGUCCUGAGGAGCGCCACGGGGUACAUCUACCACCUGGUUGCCAUGUUCCUAGUCUCCUACUUUGUCCUUCUGCCGCAGAGCCUCACUAAAAGGGGCAAAAGUAACGACGACGAGCGCGGGAAGAAUCGCGAUGACGCCAGCGCCGAGGAGGGGCGGUCGUUCCUGGGUCGGCAUGAGAAUACACCGCCGCAGUCCAACAGCCAGUGGGGGAUGAUCGGGAAGUUAAGAACCCUCCGCGGCUUGGCCCGGUCGGACAUAUUUCCGCUCGUCGUGGCUUCGGCUUCGCUAUCUCUGCUGCAGUACGGUCUCGCCAGACCGCUGGACGGGUCCGCCUUUGAGACGUUCUCUCACUUUUUUGCCACGUACGGCGUCGUCAUGCAUCUGGGGACCCUGCUGGGUCGGUCGUCGAUCACUUUCCUCCCGGUGCGGAGUCUCAGGCUGCAGGUUGUCGCUUUGGGCGUAUGGACCGCCGUCGCGCUGUUCAACGCCGUCUUCCUCAUAUCCACGUACAUUGCCUUCCUCUCGGCGUUCCUAGUCGGGUUUGCGGGUGGCUCACUGUACGUCAACGUGCUAGCGAGGGUCAGAAAGGAACACGAAGACCAGGCUGAUCGGGAGCUGAGCCUUGGGCUCGUCACCGCUGGCGAAACAGGAGGCAUGGUGAUUGGUGGUGUCGUGGGCGCCUUUCUUGAGACAACGAUGUGCGGAUCGCUCGUAAGCAGCAGACGCUGGUGUCACAGGUCAAGAUAG
Molecule: messenger RNA, 1248 nt
Organism: Colletotrichum graminicola M1.001
Lineage: Eukaryota; Fungi; Ascomycota; Sordariomycetes; Glomerellales; Glomerellaceae
Exons: 2
Coding region: 1-1248 (415 amino acids)
Biological process (GO): regulation of intracellular pH
Cellular component (GO): membrane; vacuole
Source: RefSeq, a predicted model, not a curated record